Messenger RNA from Dendrobium catenatum, 1481 nucleotides. RefSeq names its product short integuments 2, mitochondrial. Gene Ontology annotation, molecular function: GTPase activity; GTP binding. The coding region runs from base 134 to 1264 and encodes 376 amino acids. Lineage: Eukaryota; Viridiplantae; Streptophyta; Magnoliopsida; Asparagales; Orchidaceae. The record is from RefSeq and is a predicted model, not a curated record. Gene Ontology annotation, cellular component: mitochondrion. The transcript has 8 exons.
UCCGAACUCUGCACAAAAUAAUUUCUCCGCCAACGGGUCUGGUGCGAAAGUGAGACAGAGACCGUUUCGCUGAUGCUGCUGCAUAGAGAAAGAUAGAGAGAGAGAGAGGGAAGUAGCGCUUUAGGACGCGGCGAUGGGACGGUUAUCGACGCUCGGGAAGCGGGUCGGGGAUAUGAGUUUCGUCGCCGGCGGUGGCGUCAUCAACUGGUUUCCGGGCCACAUGGCCGCCGGCGCUCGGGCUAUUCGUGAUCGCCUCAAGCUUACCGAUCUCGUCAUCGAAGUUCGUGAUGCCCGCAUUCCUCUAUCAUCUGCUAAUGAGGAUCUUCAGCAUCUCCUUGUCAGGAAGAGAAGAAUUGUUGCUCUAAAUAAGAAAGAUUUGGCAAAUCCCAACGUAAUGCAUCAUUGGAUCGGGCGUUUUGAGUUAUUCAAGCAGGAUUGCAUUUCCAUCAAUGCGCAUAGUAAAAGUUCUGUCAACCAGCUGCUUUCUCUGGUGGAGCUCAAACUAAGAGAAGUUAUCUCCCGAGAACCUACACUUCUAGUUAUGGUUGUUGGAGUUCCCAAUGUUGGAAAAUCUGCUCUUAUCAAUUCCAUCAGUCAGAUUGCAUCUACUCGUUUCCCUGCACAGGAGAAGAGCAAGCGUGCUACUGUUGGCCCUUUUCCGGGUGUCACUCAGGAUAUUGCGGGUUUUAAGAUUGCCAAUCAGCCUAGCAUUUAUGUUCUGGACACCCCAGGCGUGCUGGCGCCUAGCAUUCCAGACAUUGAGACAGGCUUAAAGCUUGCUCUGACAGGGGCUGUGAAAGAUUCUGUUGCAGGUGAAGUCCGUCUUGCUCAUUACUUGUUGGCUGUUCUAAACUUACGCAGAACUCCACUGCAUUGGGAUCGCCUUUUAAAAGAACGUGCAAUUGAAUCUGCAAAUGAAACUGUUAGAACAGUUGAAAAUGUUCUGAAAGACUCUAUUCCGAACCGGAGGAAUCGCAAGAAUGCAUAUGAAGCCGUGUAUAUCGAGGAUCUUGUUAAGUCAGUCCAAAAAACUUUAUAUAUUACAUUAUCAGAGUUUGAGGGCAACUUGGAAGAGGAGAACGAACUAGAAAGUCUCAUUCACAAGCAGCUUAUAGCACUCCAAAAAACCUUCAGGAUUCCUCACUUCGAUUCUGAUGAGGCUUUCAUAAAGGUCUCCAAGAAGCUGUUGAUAUUAUUCAGGGCAGGGAAACUUGGAACCUUCAUUCUGGAUGAUCUUUCAGAUGCCUCGAAGCCUUUUUCCUGACACUGUUAAGAUUCUAAUCAGUAUAUCAAUGCGAUGUAAAUUUUGUAAAUCGCAAUUAAUUAGUUUUAGCAUCAGCCAGGAAGAAUCAUAGAUUCAUCUUGCCAAAUAAACCUUGAUAAUAUCUAUGAAUCGCGGAUUUAGUCUUGGACGAAAUAAUUUUGUUUUUGCAGCUUUAGGGCUGAUUUCGUUGACCAGAAUUGUCACGUUUGGUUAGUUU